GCUAUAAUAAGCACACAAAAAAAAAAGAAAAAGAAAAAAGCCAUUUGGUGGCACACUUGACUGCACCAAAAAUGGAGUGCGCGGCAAAUGGAAGAGGCACUCGUUGCGUAGGUCCACCAGUAAGACGGUGUGCUCGUUGCGGUGCUGUAGCCUAUUGUUCACUCUCUCACCAGAUUUCUCAUUGGAGUGAUCACAAGGAAGAAUGUGAAAGGUUAGAGGAACAAAUGAGAGAUGCUGACAUAUUGAACACAUUUCCAUUCACAUUUUGUGAAGAAGCUACACUUCAGAUUUUGGAAGAAGAGGAGAGUAGAUGUGCGUUUCUGUCAAGGAGGAGCCUUCAUAAGAUAGGAAUGUGGUCAUGUGAAUGCUCUUGUGGGGUUUCCAACAUCUGUCCCAAUUUCCCAGCGUUGAUCAAGUGUUGGAACCUUUCAAGCACAUUGGUUCCUUGUGGUGACCCUAUAUCUCCAUUGUCAAAGCAGUUAAGCUGUUGGAAGGAAUACUAUGAAUGGAGAUCCAUCACGUUGGAUUCACCCAUUGCUUUGCUGCUUCAAUGGCCCCUUACAAUUUACCAUGCUUUCCAACUUAAUGCUGGCAGAGUGCGUAGUGUAAAUGGUGGUAAAGACAUCAACAUUCACUAUCUUGGACCUGAUAAGGAGCUUUUCCAACUUGCGGUCUUUGGAGAAUUGCUUGCACUUUUCCCAGACUAUAAUGUGCAUAUAGAUUUUGUUGGACCGGCUGUUCCAGAGUAUAGGGAUGGUGAAAAGAUCAAUCUCCAUACUUAUGUACACUGUGACGACAGAGAUUGCAAGUGCAAGGUGCCCAGUGAGACUACUAGUAGUACUGUGGUGACAUUGCAGCUUUUUAAAGGUUUCUAUCAUGACCGGUUUAGGGAUCUAAUAAAGGAUUCGUUACCACAUCUGAUCAUUGCUCCAAAUGCUGGUGUUGCUGCUUAUCCAAGCUGGAUGGAAACAAUUGAGUUGAUUCGUGGGCUGAAAACACCUGCAGUUUUUACAGACUACUGUGAAGAAGCUGCUCAUCUAGCUGCUCGCUGUCUGAGCAGCACAACGAGCUGCCAGCUGGCACUUCCUAUACAGUUAAAUCCAUUCAGGCAACCGAUGGCAGUAGAAGACACUGCAUUGCAUCUCCCUUGCUAUUCUAAUUGUUUCCUGUUUGGGAUAUGACCUCAUUUAACAUCAAAAGGAAAAUAAGCCCUUUCAUUACAUUGGAUGAUCAAUUAAGAUGCCUAAUCCCGUUAGAUAGGAACAUGACAACAUGUUGGAUUUCCGAAGGUCUAUGUUUGACCCAAAUUUUUCCAAACAAGCAAUCAAAUUUUGUUCAUCUAAUUCGUUUUGAAAUUUUGGAUCAGACUUUUUCCUUUGAAUGGAUUGGUUGGGAUAACUAAGCUUUUAAGAAAAUAUAGAUAGGUUAUGUUUUCCAGCA
Molecule: messenger RNA, 1440 nt
Organism: Spinacia oleracea (spinach)
Lineage: Eukaryota; Viridiplantae; Streptophyta; Magnoliopsida; Caryophyllales; Amaranthaceae
Exons: 11
Coding region: 72-1181 (369 amino acids)
Source: RefSeq, a predicted model, not a curated record